AUGACUGCAGUGCUGGAGUUUGAGAGUAUAAAACAGGCAGCUAAGCACUUCUCACUCCUACCUUCACUAUCUGCCAUCAUGUCUAGUCCAUGUCUAGUCCAGUACCAGCUGAAGUCUCAGGAGAACUUUGAGUGUUUCAUGAAGGCCAUUGGUCUCCUUGAUGAACUCAUCCAGAAAGGCAAAGACAUCAAGAGCAUCUCUGAGAUUGAGGAGACUGGUGACAACUUCAAAGUCCUAGUAUAUACCUUCACCAUUGGACAGGAGGCUGAGCUGGAGACUGCCACAGGGGAGAAGGCCAAGGCGGUGAUUCAGGGUGAUGGCAACAAGUUGAAGGGCUCCCUGAAGGGAAUCAAGUCUGUCACAGAACUAGUGGAUUUAAACACAACUGUCAAUGUGGGAGAUAAAACUGUGUCUGAGUGGGGGCGCGCGGAGGAGCAGAUGAAACUGGGUCUGAUAGUGGGCGGGCUCACAUCUCCUAGAUGA
Molecule: messenger RNA, 483 nt
Organism: Perca flavescens (yellow perch)
Lineage: Eukaryota; Metazoa; Chordata; Actinopteri; Perciformes; Percidae
Product: fatty acid-binding protein, liver-type-like
Exons: 5
Coding region: 1-483 (160 amino acids)
Molecular function (GO): lipid binding
Source: RefSeq, a predicted model, not a curated record